This is a messenger RNA of Schistosoma haematobium, 939 nucleotides long. RefSeq lists its product as uncharacterized. NCBI's taxonomy places the organism in Eukaryota, Metazoa, Platyhelminthes, Trematoda, Strigeidida, Schistosomatidae. The annotation marks the transcript as partial. The transcript has 9 exons. The record is from RefSeq and is a predicted model, not a curated record.
UAUGUUGCCUUGAACUUCCCGUUUAAAUAUUACGAUCGCCAUGUGAAUGACCUUCUUAUUCAUCGUUAUGGAAAUGAAGGUUUAAUAAAUAUAUUCAGCGAAAAAUACAUUGGAAGAAUUUCAAAUCGGUUAAAAGAUAUAACGAAAUUGAUAUUUGAAGUUUUGAAUGAAAAAGGAUUAUUGGUUGUCAAAUCGUAUUUUGUGAAAACAGUUAAUGGUACAGAGGUUACAGCCAAGAUAACCAAUCUGAUACACCCGAAUGGGAAGAUAUCUUUCUACUAUGAUAACAUCCCCACGGAAAUCAAAGAAAGCGAGCAGGAAUCGAAAAUCAGUGCUGAUAUAAAGUGUGAAACACAUAAUGUGUCAGAUGAAAUAUAUGUUCCUGGUGAGUGGAUCAAACCUGGAACGUUGGUGGAGUAUGAAGCUUUUGGGAAGAUUUGUCCAAAAUACAAUUCGAUAAAAAAAUGCAAAAAAGCAACAACAUCAAAUAUAACAUGUAUUUGGUGUGAAAAAGCCAACAAAUGCAUUGAAAGUAAUGAUCAGAAUACUCAUAAAUUGAAAGUUGAUGAUUGCUAUGUUGAGGAGAGUUUGGAUGUUAACGAUUUGAGUGCACCAACUCCCAUCAAACAUGAUGAAAAAACAUUGAAGAUCACCGAAUUUCAGUUUGCAGAAAAGCUCAAGAAAAUUUUCGAAGAAACUGCUCAACAUUUGACUAUGACUGUCAAUACAACCGUAGGGAAUAUACAGAACAAAUUAUAUCUGUACUUGUACAUUUUGAUUAUUUUAGUCGUCUAUCCAGUUGUUAUAUAUAUCGGUUGUAUAAUUUGGAGAUGGCUCCAUUACAGUACUGAUUGAUUCUCAGACCAAGUUGUAUUUAUCGAGUAUUUUAAUAGAAAAGUUUAGAUUUUAUUAUUCGUUUGAACAAUUUUUCAAUGGAAU